CCGUAGCUGCCUCAAAAUUUCAUCAUUCCUGCUGCCACAGCUUUGUCCAGAUCAGAAGCAAGCUUUUGGGAUGUUCGACGAGUGCAUGUUAUCUUACUCAAACACUUCAAUAUUAGACAACGCGGUAGUCUUCUAUAUGUGGGACGAACACUUGGCAAGAAAUUGGAAUCAGUACAAUCAGGUUCUUAUGAGUUUGCUGCGGACUUUAAGUAGCAUAGCUGCUUCUGGUGACUCCAGUCUAAAAUUUGCUGCAGGACAUGAAGAAGGACCUAACCUUCAAACCAUAUAUGCUGUUGUUCAGUGCACGCCUAAUUUGAGCGAGUCAGAAUGCAAAAGCUGCUUGCUUUGGGCCAUCUCAAAAAUUCCAGAGCGCGGUAAAGAUAGGCUAGCUCCGCCGACCCUACUGUCUCCUCCCCCAUCCACCAACACAACCUUUUCAUCACCUCCUCCAUCUGCCGCCACAAGAUCCUCGAAAGGAAAGAAAUCACAAACUAUCAUUGCCCUUGUUGUGUCAACUUCUGCAAUGGUUAUGCUGCUUAUCUUUGCUUGGAUCUGUGUAAGAGUGAGAAAGCAAGGAAGGAAAUCUCCAAAUGAUUCAACCGAACUUACUGAGGAGUCAAUACAAUUUGAAUUUGACACCAUCAAAGUUGCUACAAAUAACUUCUCUGAUGAAAACAAGCUUGGACAAGGAGGAUUUGGACCAGUUUACAAGGGCAUGCUCUUCGAAGGGAAAGAGAUAGCAGUAAAAAGGUUGUCUAGUAAUUCUGGACAAGGGGAUAUUGAAUUUAAGAAUGAAGUACAAUUAAUGGUCAGGCUUCAACACCGAAAUUUAGUUAGACUCCUUGGUUUUUGUUUGAAACAAAAGGAACGACUUCUAGUAUAUGAGCUUCUUCCUAAUAAAAGUCUCGAUCACUUUUUAUUUGAUCCUAUUAGACGUGCACAACUAAGAUGGAAAACACGUUACAAAAUUAUUGGAGGAAUUGCAAGUGGCCUUCUUUACCUUCAUGAAGAAUCUCAACAACGAAUUGUUCAUCGUGAUCUUAAAGCAAGUAAUAUUCUCUUAGAUGCGGAUAUGAAUCCUAAGAUUUCAGAUUUUGGCAUGGCAAGAUUAUUUGUUACAGAUCAAACUCAAGCCAACACAGACAGAGUUGCGGGAACCUAUGGGUAUAUGGCGCCAGAGUAUGCAAGACAUGGAAGAUUCUCAACAAAGUCUGAUGUCUUCAGUUUUGGUGUAUUGAUUCUAGAGAUUGUGAGUGGCCAGAAGAAUGGUGGCUUUCAUAAUUUGGAGAAUGUAGAGCAUCUACCAAGUUUGGCAUGGAAAAGCUGGAGGAAAGGCAAAGCCUCUAACAUUAUAGAUCCCACGUUAAGAGAUGGUUCAAGAAAUGAAAUAAUGAGAUGCCUUCACAUUGGUUUACUAUGUGUUCAAGAAAAAGCUGCAGACAGACCAACCUUGGCUUCCCUUGUGCUUAUGCUCAGCAGCCACUCCUUCUCACUUCAAGAACCCAUGAAACCUGCAUUUUUUAUGAAUGACACAAGUUUAUCUGGCAGAAACUCAAGGGAUUACAGAGCUGUGUCAACAAGCUCCAGCAAGAAAAAUAGUAAAUCUGCAGAAUCAUUAUCAGUGAAUGAGGCCUCAAUAACUGAUAUAUAUCCUCGAUAACUUGAGCUGUAGAGGUGACACUCUUGAUCAUAAUUGCUAGCGUAUGAGUUAUUCUGCCAAUAUAACUAAGUGCUUUUUUUGUUGAAGAAAAUGAUAGAAUUUUUUGAAUUGCAUAAACAGGAAAACAAUUGCAAUGUAUUUUAAUUCGGAAGUUCUCUGUAUUGUAAGUAGGGAAUGUCACAUCAUGGGACCAAUACGGAUAAAAACAGUAGUGAUUCUGAUUAAUAAGAAACACAGAGUCUUCUGAAAAA
Molecule: messenger RNA, 1911 nt
Organism: Neltuma alba
Lineage: Eukaryota; Viridiplantae; Streptophyta; Magnoliopsida; Fabales; Fabaceae
Product: cysteine-rich receptor-like protein kinase 10
Exons: 10
Coding region: 71-1660 (529 amino acids)
Biological process (GO): protein phosphorylation
Cellular component (GO): plasma membrane
Molecular function (GO): protein serine/threonine kinase activity; ATP binding
Source: RefSeq, a predicted model, not a curated record